UUUUAAAUGAUAUGAAACAAUAUAACUCGUAAGUAUGAAAAUCCCUUCAAAAUAUACAAGACUUGAAUAAUUGUGUUUUUUUUUUUUUCAGGAUGGUUAAACAUUAUGAAUGCGUUGUCUGUAAAAAAGAAUGAAACCCUCUGAAAGACGUCCCAUUCCUGACAAAGCAAAAAAGAUACUAAGGAAGAUUCUAUCUGUUCUUCCCUGUGAUGAUGACGUAAUAUGCCCUUCAUGCCGGACAAAACUUUACAGGAGUAGGCAGAAGAAACUUAAAGAUACAGUCAGUGUGCCACAGCCAUCAACAAGUCAGCUUAUCAGUCCUCCAUCGGUAGUUCUUAAAAUCCCAUCAACAAGCAGGAGCCAUUCAAGAUGUUUUGUCUGCAAAAAAGCUGGUCCAAAACUUGUUCGCCUGGGUUCAGAGUGUCGACUUCAAGCAUUUCUACAGCACAAUAUCAUAGUUCAUUCAGAUGCCAGAUGUUGUCCAGUACACGUUUCAGAUAAAACGCUAAAGAUAGAUUCUGUGGAAGUCAUUGAUCGCCUCAACGCAUCUUCAUAUCUGAACAGGUCAUCUUUUUCUAAUCUCCUUCAAAAUAUGCGAUCUUUAUGCAUUCAACAGAAUUCUUCCCUGAACUUUGACACUGUAAAUCCGCCACCAGAGCGCAAUCAAUAUUGUGUUACGGGCAAUGAGCAGCCUCUGUACGAUGAACUUCAACGUAGAAUACCCUGGAUAGAAUUUGUACGAGAGCGGAAGACGCAGGUAAUGAGCAUGGCACUUGUAGGGGAGAGAUAUAGACGCCACACGCAGAUGGAGAGAUAUAUAUCCAGAGAAGUAUCUCUGGCUAUACGGGGUACAAACGAUAUACUGGGUUCCAUAGAGGUGGGUGAUCAUACUCAACAAAAAUGGGUGCCCGUAUAUAGAUGA
Molecule: messenger RNA, 922 nt
Organism: Ruditapes philippinarum (Manila clam)
Lineage: Eukaryota; Metazoa; Mollusca; Bivalvia; Venerida; Veneridae
Exons: 4
Coding region: 131-922 (263 amino acids)
Source: RefSeq, a predicted model, not a curated record